This is a messenger RNA of Cucumis sativus (cucumber), 1221 nucleotides long. RefSeq names its product V-type proton ATPase subunit F. The record is from RefSeq and is a predicted model, not a curated record. NCBI's taxonomy places the organism in Eukaryota, Viridiplantae, Streptophyta, Magnoliopsida, Cucurbitales, Cucurbitaceae. The coding region runs from base 413 to 805 and encodes 130 amino acids. The transcript has 5 exons. Gene Ontology annotation, molecular function: proton-transporting ATPase activity, rotational mechanism. Gene Ontology annotation, cellular component: membrane; proton-transporting V-type ATPase, V1 domain. Gene Ontology annotation, biological process: proton transmembrane transport.
UAUCCCGUAAAAGUGACCUGGUUGAGCGUGCGAGAAACAAAACACAACUAUAAUUCUCCCUUCUUCUCCUUCGGGAAGUCCAGCGCCGCUUCCAGCUUCGCCUCUUCACUCCGCCGACCGCCCUCACCAACACGCCUCCUCCCUAGCCGUUACCGGCAACCAGAUCUGUGCCGCUCGCCGUCACUAUCAAAAUCCUCCGAUCACAAUUCCGCCUUCUGGUAUUUCUUCUAACUCCAUUCCUUCUUCCUCAUUUCUUCGAUUUUUGCCCGAUCUUCGUUCCUAGCUUCACCCCUCUUACUCCUGAUCUUCACCCACAAUCCUUGAUUUUCAUCCACGAUUACACCUACAAUCUUGGAGUUUCAGCUACCAUUACUCCCAUUUAUUAACCUAAAAUACAUGUUACAUCUCAUAAAUGGCUGGCAAAGCUCAAAUUCCAACCAAGAAUUCAGCGCUUAUUUCUAUGAUUGCUGAUGAGGAUACGGUGGUUGGAUUUCUUCUUGCUGGAGUUGGUAAUGUCGACCUGCGAAGAAAAACUAAUUACCUUAUAGUGGACUCAAAGACAACUGUUAAACAAAUUGAAGAUGCUUUCAAAGAGUUCACUACAAGGGAGGAUAUUGCAAUAGUGAUGAUUAGUCAAUAUGUUGCAAACAUGAUCAGGUUUCUGGUAGAUAGCUAUAACAAGCCAAUUCCUGCAAUAUUGGAGAUUCCUUCCAAGGAUCAUCCAUAUGAUCCUGCUCAUGAUUCAGUUCUUUCACGAGUAAAGAACCUGUUUUCUACCGAAUCGGUGGCAUCCGGGAGGUAUUAAAAUGAUAUUGUAACUUUUGUCCCAACUCUUUAUGAAGUCAUCCACCUUUAUUCAAACAUGCUGCAUUUUGCGUUCCCGCUUUCUGCCUUGAAUUUUAUUUUGCAAUGAUUUUAUUCAUAUCAAUCACUCGAAUAAAACUCGGAAAAUAGAUGGCGUCAGAGGAGCUCGUGGUGUCCAAGCACCUUAGAAUGCCACUUUUUUUUUUUUUUUUUACUGUACCUUAAUUCCUAUAUUUACAGCAACUUGAGACAUUACAUCUACAUCUAUCUUGUUCUCUUGGUGCAUGUAUGCCAAAAACCAAAUACUGUUGUAAUUACUCUUCUAUUUGAGGCUACUCUUGGAGAUUGAAGAACUACUUGUUCUUAUUGCCUUCUUGAAUCUUUUGUUAGCUUUCAAUCUACGUUAUUUAGUGGAAA